AUGCUACUUUCCUGCACUUUUCCACUAUCAAUUGUUGAUAAUAAUGAAUUUAGACAAUUUUGUAGUUUACUUGAUUCAAGAUUUAAACUUCCUGAUAGUGAUAUCGUAAGAAAUAUAUUUAUUAAUACAUAUAAUAGAACUGAAAUGCUCAUUCAAAAGAAAAUUAUAGAAACUGCUAAGUUUCUAGCUAUUACUUUAGAUAUUUGGACACACUCUUAUUUUGAAAGUCAAUUAUAUAAAUCUAAAUUAACUUAUGAAAAUAUCAUUAGUAUUACUACAAACAAUAUUGAUAACGUUGUGAAAGAGUCUUUGCCACAAAUGCAAAUUGAAAUCAUUUCAUGUUUUGCAGAUAUUUUACAAUUUAGCGUUGAAUCAGCGCUUUCUUUUGCCAAUGAUAUUAUAAACAAAUCAAAAAAUUUGAUCGAAAUUUUAAGCAAUAACACGAAUCGACAAAAAUUAAGAGACAUUUAUGCAGAAAAUGAAAAACUAAAAGAAAAUAUGUUUUCAGAUAAUGAAUUUGAUAUAUGUAGAGAACUUGACAUUAUCUUAAAUUUAUUCUAUGAAUUAACUGAAAUGUUAAAAGGUUCAAAAUAUCCUGCAUUGAGUUUUGUGACCCCAGCAAUUGAAAAUCUUAGACAACGUCUUAAUAUUUAUCAAUCUAAAAAUGAUGUUAUUCAGCAAAUAAUAAAUAAUAUACUAGAUAUUCUUACAAAAAACUUUGGCGUAUCUUCAAUUCUUGGACUAUAUGGAUUUUUUUUUGAUCCUCAUUUCAAAAAGAUACUUUAUAUUGAUAGAGUUCUUCGAUGUCAAAUUUUAGAUAAACUUCGGGAACAAUUUACAGAACUUGUAAAACCAGUAACUCCCAACAAUUUAGAUAAGGACUCAAAAAUGUUGACAUUUUUUCAAAUAUAUUUUCAAGAAAAUGUACAAACUGAGUUUGACAAAUAUCUUGAUUUAUCUCAAUUGCCUAUAACUAAAGAAAAUAAUCCUUUGGCAUGGUGGCAUGAGAAUAAACAUUUGUUUCCUACGAUGGCAAAACUUGCAAGGAAAUAUCUAGCAAUCCUAGCCUUUUCUGCUCCUAAUGGAGGACUGUUUUCAAGUAUAAAAAAUCACAGUUUAGAUCUAGAUAUUGAUUUAAUCAAUCAAAUUAUAUUUUUAAAAUAUAAUUUAUUAUAA
Messenger RNA from Racocetra persica, 1176 nucleotides. The record is from the annotation of a GenBank genome assembly. NCBI's taxonomy places the organism in Eukaryota, Fungi, Glomeromycota, Glomeromycetes, Diversisporales, Gigasporaceae.